AUGAUUGCCUUCAUCCACAUGUUGCACAUCCUCCGGUUCGUUAUGCGCGGCGGAAUCAUUGGUAGCGUCGCGAAAUCGGUGGUGGAAUCUGUCGGCCAACUGCUUCACUACGGCGGCACCGGGAGCGUCGGCGCCAAUACCGGCGUUGUUGUUCCCAAAGCAGGCCCAGACCCAAUCACUGGCUUGACACACGAGUCACGUCCCGGGGGUGGCUUCUUUUUUGGUGUUGUAAGUAAUACGAUCCGGAGGCGGCAGGCGCGGCCGGCGCCGACGUGUGACCAUUGA
Molecule: messenger RNA, 285 nt
Organism: Emiliania huxleyi CCMP1516
Lineage: Eukaryota; Haptophyta; Isochrysidales; Noelaerhabdaceae
Exons: 2
Coding region: 1-285 (94 amino acids)
Source: RefSeq, a predicted model, not a curated record